Messenger RNA from Tuber aestivum (summer truffle), 1215 nucleotides. Lineage: Eukaryota; Fungi; Ascomycota; Pezizomycetes; Pezizales; Tuberaceae. The record is from the annotation of a GenBank genome assembly.
AUGCCUCAGAGACCCUCCCUAAUCAUCCACGGCGGCGCUGGCUCGAUCUCGCACUCCUCCCUCCCACCUUCCUCCCCACUCUACAUUGCCUACAGAGCCUCCAUUCGUGAGGCUAUCCACGCCACAUACCCGCUCCUCCUCGCUGGCCACUCGGCGCUAACCGCCGCGACGCAUGCUGUAACCCUCCUAGAAGACGACCCGCUCUUCAAUGCCGGUAAAGGCUCGGUGUUCACGCGCGACGGGAGGAACGAGCUCGAAGCUUCGGUUAUGGUUUCCCGGGGGUAUCGGAAGAGGGGGGUUGGUGUCGCCAUGCUGACUACGGUCAAGAACCCGAUUCUGCUGGCGAGGGAGUUGUUGGUUCGUGGAGAGGAGGACGGAGACGCGAGUGCGGGUGGUGGGCAGGGACAUAAUUUCCUUUCGGGAGCGGAGGCGGAGAAGUUGGCUAUGGAGUGGGGUUGUGAGGUCGUUAGCCCGGGGUACUUUUGGACGGAGAGGCGGUGGGAGGAGCAUCUACGUGGGUUGGAGAAAGAGAAGAGGUAUUCCGCCAGCGAUGGUGUCCCCGACGAGGACCUGGGAGGGGAAACGGCGGAAUACCUAUCCCAAGGCACCGUCGGCUGCGUCGCGAUGGACAUUCACGGAACCCUCUGCGUGGCUACGAGCACGGGCGGCCUUACCAACAAGCUCCCCGGCAGAAUCGGCGACACACCGACUCUCGCCGCGGGGUUCUGGGCAGAGGAAUGGCGAGUUCCUGCACCGUCACCCAGUACCCCCUCGCCGUCGAUUUCAACCUCUCUCUGGGAUUUAUUAAGCGCCUGCAUGCCCACCGCUGCUCCCACACCCGUAAGCGAAAAGCAACCGUUACUGGAAGGAAACGUCGAUCAUCCCACACAACCGUGCACCCGCGCGGUCGCGCUCUCGGGCACCGGAAACGGGGACUACUUUCUUCGCCUUGCGGUAGCACAUAACAUCGCCGCUCGCUGUCGCUUCGGCGGCCUCAGUUUGAAGGAGGCGGCAGAAGCAGUUGCCGGCCGGGGCGGGGAAAUGCAGAGGGCCGCAGGGGAGCGGUGGGGAUUGGGGGAUGGGUCCGGAGGCGUGAUCGGGUUGGACGAAAAGGGGAAUGUGGUCAUGGCCAUGAAUUGCGGGGGGAUGUUUAGGGGUUACAUUGAUAAAGAGGGAAAGGCUAGGGUUGGGGUUUACUGGGACGAGGAGGAGACU